This is a messenger RNA of Cuscuta campestris, 752 nucleotides long. The record is from the annotation of a GenBank genome assembly. Lineage: Eukaryota; Viridiplantae; Streptophyta; Magnoliopsida; Solanales; Convolvulaceae.
AUUCUCUCAGGUCGCCAUCUCCGCCCACGCUCCCCCCUUUCUGCUGUUCAUCUGCACCUCUCUUUCCCGCCUAAAAAGCUCGCACUCCUUUUGCUGCGGUUGUCGGCUCCGUCCUUCUCCGUUGAAUCCUUCGCCAAAUAGUUCUAAGAAACACACUUGGAGAGCUACUUCUUCACUCCAAUGAACUAUCGCUAUGUUCUCCUCUCUGGCAUCUCCUUGGGCAUCAUCAUUGCGAUCUGUCAUUUUGGACUUCAAUGGAGGGAGACAGGAAAGUUUUUGCACCAAUCCCAGGGAGAGGGAAACAACACAACCACAAUUAUGAAACCAGUGAACACAUAUAAGAGCCACAGAAAAAUUUUAGCCCAUGGAUCUUGCACAAACAAGGAUAUAAGCAUUUCCCAGAGCACAUAUUCGACGACAGGGAUUCCAGAGUAUGUAGUUGAGAUAGUAAACACGUGUUUUUCUGGGUGUGCACCUUCCAACAUUCACCUCCACUGCGACUGGUUUGCCUCGGCAAGAAUAGUGAAUCCGAACGCAUUUAAGAGGCUGGACUACGACGACUGUUUGGUCAAUGAAGGGAAACCUUUGAAGAGCAGCCAAAUGAUCAGAUUCACAUACUCAAACACAUUCAUGUACCCUCUUGCAUUCAAGUCUGCCAAGUUUUGCUGAUUGGUUGACUCCUCAACGCCGGAUGAUUAGAUUUUCGGGUUCCAGGUUUGAGUUGGAGGGGAAUAUAAAUAGAUAUAUAGUUA